Messenger RNA from Limanda limanda (common dab), 4330 nucleotides. Its product is annotated as P2Y purinoceptor 3. Gene Ontology annotation, molecular function: G protein-coupled ADP receptor activity; G protein-coupled UTP receptor activity; G protein-coupled UDP receptor activity. The coding region runs from base 242 to 1342 and encodes 366 amino acids. Gene Ontology annotation, cellular component: plasma membrane. NCBI's taxonomy places the organism in Eukaryota, Metazoa, Chordata, Actinopteri, Pleuronectiformes, Pleuronectidae. The transcript is spliced from 3 exons. Gene Ontology annotation, biological process: cellular response to pyrimidine ribonucleotide; phospholipase C-activating G protein-coupled receptor signaling pathway. The record is from RefSeq and is a predicted model, not a curated record.
GCCUGAGCUGAACCUUUCUUUACACAACAUCUGGCAAAUCCUUACGAGCGGAGUGCAGCCUCCUGUCACCUGCAGCCUCGUGUGUGAUCGAUGAUUCCCCCUGAGGGGAUUCCUGUCGAUCUGUACAGUGGACUAGAAGUUACUGGAUUAACAUUUAGUUUGUUUUACCACAGUAGGGGAAGCAAUUCCCAUAUUUUUUAAGCUUUUGGACAUCUUCUGUCGCAAUUGAUCAAAUGUGAAGAUGCCAAAUCCUGUCGCCUCCCUCUCUACGGAAACGCUCAUCUCCAAAGCCUUCUCCUUGGACAUCGUUUCCACCAGCGUACUCCCCACAGACCCCUACACAGCGGCCAGCUUCAACGCCACGAUCAGCAACUUUAGUGGUAUCGGAAUCCUUCGCUGCACCUAUAAGGAAGAUUUUAAACGUAUUCUGCUCCCUGCCGUGUACACGCUUGUUUUCCUGCUCGGCCUCCCUCUCAACUCCGCUGUCAUUCUGAAGAUAUGGAGGACGAGGCCCAAUCUGUCCAGGAACAACAUCUACAUGCUCAACCUGGCCAUAGCCGACUUUCUGUAUGUGAUGUCACUUCCUCUGCUCAUCUACAACUACGGCAGCCAUGACUACUGGCCUUUCGGGGAGUUUGCCUGUAAGAUGGUCAGGUUUCAGUUCUACAGUAAUCUACAUGGCAGCAUCCUCUUCCUCACCUGCAUCAGCGUGCAGCGCUACGUGGGCAUCUGCCAUCCUUUCGUGAUGUUGCACAAGCGGGGCAGUCGCAAGAUGACGUGGUGCGUCUGCGGGGGGGUUUGGCUGGUCGUUGCCAUCCUGUGCGCACCGACGUUUUACUACGCCGAGACGGGAAUCCAGCGCAACCGCACUGUGUGUUACGACUUAAGCCCGCCGAAGCUCUCAUUGGCCUACUAUCCUUACGGCAUGGCUCUGACCUUCUUCGGCUUCUUUGUGCCUUUCAUGGGCGUGAUGGCGUGCUACUGCCGGAUGGCCCACAUCCUCUGUCGCCCAGUGUCCUACCAGGGUGUCUCCAUGGCGAGUGCGGAGAAGCGGGACACGGCGGUGAGGAUGAUCAUCUUGGUGGCGGUGGUUUUCUGCAUAAGCUUCCUGCCGUUUCACCUCACCAAGACCAUGUACCUGGUGAUACGCACCCUGCCCAAUGCGCCGUGCGAGACCAGGAACUUGUUCUCAAUCAUCUACAAGAGCACCAGGCCGUUCGCCAGCAUGAACAGCUUCCUGGACCCAAUCCUGUUCUACUUCACGCAGCCACGAUACCGGCAGAGCACCCGGAGGUUUGUGCUGAGAGUCACCACACUCAGAGAAAAAGGCACGAGUGUAUGAGCGAACUUACAGUCCAACUCUGCAGCAGGCCUGGUGGUUCCCCAGUGAUGGAUCCUAGGAUUCUGCAAAGACUUUAUUUUCGCUGUAACGAGGAAGUACACCUAUCUCAGAGGAUCUAAUGGAUUUAGAGACACUGGUUUAUCUUUUAAGCAUUGACAUGCAGCAUAGGAAUGUUGCAUUAUGAGCGAUAAACAUAGACUGAGAAAAGCAGGAGGACGAAAUGAAUCAUAUCCUGCUCCUAAGUAAACUCUAAGUAUUUGGGCCACUUAAAUGGGAAAAGAUUAUAAGUAUCAAGAAGUGUGAUAUCAUGAGAGUAAAAUGGUAAUUUAACAAGAGGAAAGUUGUAUUACGAGAACAAAGGGAAAAACAUUUUCUUUAGGAAAUAAGUAGCAUCUGGAUCCAAAACUUGAACCAAUCUCAAUGUUACUUUACAAACAACAUAACCUCUCUGUCACAGAUGUCGUGAUCAAAGCAGUCGACCAGGACCAAACAUUUCCUCCUCCACAAAACAUGCAAUUUCCCUCCAGUCUUUGUGGUUCUUCUUCAGAAUAGACACAGGUUAACCCUAACCCCCCCCACAGUAAUGAAAUCUGUUGAAUUUUGUUUCCCCUUUAAGUGGCGCCUAAUACCCACUUAAAGUGGCGCCUAAUACCAAUAUAUAUGUAUAGUACAUCACCCUUACACAACUCACUUUUAAUAUUUGUUUCUUUUCAUGUUUGUUUCUCACUGUGAAGUGUACAGUAAAGAUACACACGCUCCUCUCCCCCAGCAGGUCUCAACAGGUAUAUAGGAAUUAUUUGUAUACAUGUGAUGUGGAGGUGAAGAUGUACAAAGUGAAGGAGAGAACAACUAAUUUAAUUUUGGGGAUAAAAUACACCGGUGUCACUGAGCCAUGUAAAGUACUUAGAGUGAUUGUCAAUGUUUAAGACUGCAUGUUGGACAUGAGGUACCUGUGUGUGGACCCUAAGUGACACUGAGGAGAGACUCGCCUCAAGUUUAAAAAUGAAAUAUGUCGAACGAGUAUUUUACAUUUAUAUGAAAGUUCCACUGUUCCUUUCUUUUAUAAAUGACAUGAUUUAACAUUAUCCAAGCUUUUUUGCAUGUAAUUGCAUAUUGUAACCACUAGAUGGCAUGUGCACCUCACUACUGUUUCACCACUGCACUGAAAAGUAAGAUUUCUUUAUUUACAUUUAGUCCAGUAAAGAUCGCGUGUUAUUUACAGCAGUUUGGGGCAAACUGACGUCAUCACUGUUUAGCAAAUGUAUCCAACUAAUGACACAAAAUAUAUUCUGUCAAUGCAUUUGCUUUUUUCAUCCAUGUGUUGAGUAAACAGAGGAAAUCCUUUUUAAAUGUGUGUGCCAACAGAGGUGUUUACACACUAAUACAUAACAAAUCCUUAAUUAUAAAAAUAAUUUUCAGAGGGAUAAAACAUUCGAUUAAUCCACACUGGCAUCAUCUAAAUUAAGGUACAAGCUGCCGUUAUCCACUUCCUGUCAGCAUGUGAAUUAUUAGGAUUUCUGUUCCAAGACAUCAGCUCUGUGGAUGGAUGUCAGGUCUUAUACAGAUGAUAGAGUAGAGUAGUGAUAAUAGGGAAUAGAGAGACUUAUAUAAAGAAUGCAUGUAACUUUAAAGUAGACCUCUAGUGUGCAUGUGGCAUGUGUAGUACUUAUACUGUUUAUAUAACCAGAUACAUUAAAGUCCAAAUCUGUUUACAUGAUGGAAAACCUUAAAUUUGAUCCUUCCCCCAUUUGUUUCUUAUGUUCUAAGUUACUGAGUUUAUGAUUUGAUCUGUAGUUCAUGAAAUGAAGAUACAGUAAAUGUAAUGUAAAUUAAUGUUUCUUCUACUUGCAUUUGGCUGGAGCAUCAUGUUAAUUUAAAUCAUUAUAAUUUUCUCUAUAUUUUACUAGAGCUUAUUUUUCCACUUACUAUUGGAUGUCGUCUUUCAGACAUGGGAUUUAGUUGAAUAUUUUUCUAAUGCUUGUCUCGAUCGUUGAAUCCUUUGUCCCUGGGCUGUUGUUAAAACCCAGACAAGCACCUUUUCAUUCUUUGGUAAAGAUUUCUAUUUUCUUUGUGCAGAUUCUCCAUUCUUUUAGAAACAGUCAGUCUGUGGUUCAUGAUGAGAUCUCAGCACUGCUGAAGUCUUAUUCCCAUAAAGAUGAGUAAACCUUGAACAAAUUUAAUCCGAUUUUGUAGUAAACGUAUGUUGUGUUAAUUAGCUACUACAUUUACUAUCAAGAUAAAUUAAAUCUGUUAAUAAAAUGUACCUUAGGUGGGUAGUUUAUUGCUGAAGGUGUUCAUAUAAGUAGUUCAGUGUCUCUUUGUGAGUUACAUCUGGCUCUUCCAACCACUAGACCGUGUCAUGUGGCCGUCUCAGAUUUUCCAUUUUGAAUUUAAAAUGACCAGAAUAUACUUAAAUAAAUAAGUUACUACCUAAACAGUUCAAGUUGUUAAGUUCAAGUUGUACAUGUGUACAUAGGGAAGAUAGAGUUGUGUUUGAGUUUUGCACCCAUGCGUUAAGAAGUGUUGCAUAAAUUGAUUUAAUGUGAACAUGUAAUUUCAGAUGCAGUGGACAUUUUGACCACAACACAAGGUUGUGUGUUUAAUGUUGAUGUGUGUUUAUCUGUACAGUGUUAAUAUUCACUAAUGUGCUGAUAGACUGCACCAUUUAGUUUUUCUCUAUGGGGUCAAAUAUUUGUGAAAUGCAUUGUGUGUAUUUGUGUCAAUUUCGAUGUAUCCAGAUGUCUGUGUACUGUGUCAAAAUAUUUGUAUCAGUCAGUAUUAUUUAGAAAUUUCUUAUUUUUGUAAAAUACUUAAAGUCAGGAUUAGAUUUUUAUUUUUGUUACAUAGAGAUGAUUAUGUUGAUGAUAAACUAAAAUGUAUGUUUUCUCCUAAUUUAGUUUUUUAGUUGAGUUGCUGUAAAAUGUUCGCCUCGUUGUUAUGAUGUAAAACUAAUUGAAAACAGCCAUUAAAAAGCCAUGCAUACAUAAA